This is a messenger RNA of Anisakis simplex (herring worm), 837 nucleotides long. NCBI's taxonomy places the organism in Eukaryota, Metazoa, Nematoda, Chromadorea, Rhabditida, Anisakidae. The record is from the annotation of a GenBank genome assembly.
AUGGCAUCGUUAGGGCGUUCUGUUGUGGUGUCGUUAGCAGUUUUGAGGCGAAAUCUGAGUGUUUCAAGUAAAGUUUUGAAAGGACAUUCGAAAUGGCAGAAUAUUAAAGCAACAAAGGGUAAAAUGGACUUGUUAAAGUCACAAACAACGAAUAUGUUAUUGCGGAAAGUAAAGUCAGCAGUUCAAAAAGGCGGUUUCGAUCUGAAAUUGAACAGAGAAUUGAGUACACUUCAGCAGCAAUUUCGUGCCUCAGGUCUAUCACUGGACACAUUCAACAAUUAUCUUCUGAAACUUAAGGAUAAACCAGAAGUGACAUGUUAUUUCGAUAUCAUUGGUCCGUCAGGAUCAUUUUUCGUUAUUGAAACCGAAACGGAUAGUAAGCCGAGAAUGCAACAAACAAUCGCUAAGUAUAUGAAUAAGGUUGGCAUUGGAUUCCGAUUCGCAUCUGACAGUGGAAUCAGACGAAGUUUCGAAGAAAAGGGUGUCAUUCAAGUAGCCCCUUCAAAAGCCACCACUCCAGUAGAUCUGGAACAGAUGGAAGAAGUGGGUAUUGAAUUGGAUUGUGAAGAUAUUUCAUUGGUCGAGGAUGACGGCAGCAGACACUUUGAGUUGAUCUGUGAUAUUAAGAGUUUACAAAAUGUUGAGCAGAAAUUAUCCUCUCAAGGUUACGAUGUGUUGUCAGCUGAAUUAAGUUUACGACCGUUGCACACCGUAACGAUUAACGAACAAGAUUUGGUCAAGGUUGAGAAAUUUUACAGUUUCCUGCAAGAAGACGAUUCAGUUAAGCAAAUCUUUGACAAUAUUGAGCCUGAAGCGGUCAUUUCAAGGAGUUCCUGA